AUGGUGCCCUCGGACACCUUCGAUACCAAAGCCCUGGGCUAUGAGUACGAUGAGCUACCACCCGAACCGCCGCAGCGCAUGACGGAGGAGCCCAUCUACGUGGCGUUUCGAGACAUCCAGGUUCUGCAGCUGGAUCGGAAGAGCUAUGCGCUCCACAUCUUCUUGGCCGCCAAGGGAGCAGCGUGGGUGGCUCCAGUACGACUCAAGGAGUACAGCGCCAAGCCCGGCUACGCGGGAGCCGGGGCGAUCUUUGGCGGAAGGGCUCAGGAGUGUCAGAACUGUCGCAGCCGGCCUCCCUUCACGGUCCUGGUGGAAGUGCAAAAGGCAUUGCAGGACCUGAGGAUGAGCCGGCACGAUGCAGAGGUUAUGGUCGCCCAAAGUACAGAGCGAAGCUCCGCUAAUCAACCGUCAAGUUCGUAUGGAACCGUGGGCUUGGGAGUUCUGGCGAAUGGUGUAACGACAGAAGAGCGACUUCAGCGUAACAGUGGGGGAUUGGACAGUAGUUUGGAAGAGAAUCCCAACCUACUUGAUCCAGCCCCUCUUCGCGAACCACAAGGAGAAGCUCGUGAACUGAUCCCUGCUCAACAGCAUCCUCCUGUGCAUAUGGAGCCAACCUAUGAUGAGCCGCACCGGAGCGCGAACGUUAUAACAGCUGAAAUGGGAACAGUUGAGCCUGCACCGAAAGCCAACAGCCUACCCAGGACUCCUAUGACUCCGACGAGGUCUACGGUGACAGUCCAGGAGUACUACACGGCGGAAGCAAGUUCUACUACCACAGAGCAACAGGGCGUGAGAUGGAUGACCAGAGUCACCGAGUUUCUUCAGAGAACAGCAAGUCGGGGAGUAACGGGCGUGGAACGAGUUCUGGAUGGCCUAGGAAUACCUCAGGUACAACCGGAGACCACGCAAGCCUCUCGAUUUGCACCGCCUCCGAGGACCUCGACGACGCAGUCGGCCAUGAUCGUAUAUUCACCUCCAGAGGACCUUCCUGCACGACCGAGCAGGACAGUGCAGCCGCCACCCAGGUCAUGGGAAACGACUACCGCUGUGGAACCACCUCUAUUUGGCCCCACGCAGAUUGAAAGGAUGAGGCAAGCUCAGGUGGAGUACCCCCACAUCUACGGACAACCCUCUGAAGGAGGGAGUGAGCACUCAUCGAGGCUGCAAGCAGAAGUGCAACGACAGUUGGAGGAAUACAACAUACGACAUCAAGAAGAGAUACGAAGGAUGGCUGAGGAGGUGGAACAGCUGAAGAGUGAAAAGGCGCAAUGGGAGAUGCGUGCGAAAAGUUUGCUGAAUGCGGAAGCGAUCCACGCGUACAGCUCCAAGGUGAUCCACGCGUACAGCUUCCAGGUGAUCCACGGCAACAGCUUCCAGGUGAUCCACGCGUACAGCUUCCAGGUGAUCCACGUACACAGCUUCCAGGUGAUCCACGCGUACAGCUUCCAGGUGAUCCACGUACACAGCUUCCAGGUGAUCCAGCUCGGGGACAGGACAUGUCAGGACCGCAAGCAGUCGAGCUUCAAGGACCAGAAGUCCACGGCACAACAGUGGCUAGGAGGUACAACGAACCAAGAUCCUAUGACACUCCUGGCGGGUGGAAUGGCGCAGCUACAGGCGGUGAUGCUUCAACAACUCACUUCUGAAAAAGAUCGCGGAGGAGAGAGGAGCCCGGAGACUGUGAAGCCGGGAGUGUCGACGCUGCCUUUGCUACCCCAGGUGUCGUCUACUACUGCGUCGGUGGACAUCAUGGACUGGCUAGAGCUCUUGAACGCACCCAUGUCUGACCUCAGCGAUGGAUCGGGUGAAUGGUGGCAAAGAGUGAAGUUGGAAUCGUCUACAGCCUACCAUCUAUGGACAAGCGCAAGCCCUAUCGAGAAGCUCAAGAUACAGCCGCCCCACGUUCCGGAGCUUGAAGCUGGACGCUGGAGCAGGGUCAAUUCAAGGGCAUCGUCUAUGAUACUUCUUGCCCUGCACGACACAGUUCGCCAAGAGAUGGUUUCACGUAGAUCCACAGGAUCGGCAACAGCAAUCCUCUUCAGACUGCUCACAAUCUACCAGCCGGGCGGACAGCAGGAGAAGGUGCAAAUCCUACAGAACCUCCAGCAGCCAAGUCCAGAAAAGGACCCACAUCAGGCGGUUGUCUCGCUGCGAGCCUGGGCAAGAUGGCUCCGCCGCGGACGAGAUCUAGGACUUGCGGCACCUGACCCAAGCCUUUUGGCUCGGGGGCUGACGUCGAUGACAAGGGCAGUGCUCGAGAAGGACCAAGAAGUGGUGUUUCGCACUAGCCUUGUGAGGAGCAACCUACUCGUCGACACCAAGCCGACUUACGAGACUGUGGAGCAGUACUAUCACCACCUCCUUGCAGAAUGCGAAGCUAUGGCAGUGACGAGCACGGGGAACACAGCUACGGCUACCAAUGCAGGUGGAGCUCGGCCGGACCCGAAGAUCAAACCGAUGAAGCCGGAACCGAAGGCACCAUCUACGCCACCACCUGCACCGCCGAGGAGCACUUCACAAACUACUAACACUUCGGAGGAGGACACGGACAAGCGCUCUCAGAUACCUUGUCGUUUUUUCGGAAAGUCCUUCAAGGGGUGCGCCAGGGGGACUAAGUGUCCGUUCCAACAUACCUGGGAAGGGAACGAGAAGGAGAAGGCUGGACGAUGUAAUGUAUGCGGUGGAAAACACCCGGUCAAGGAAUGCCCGACCAAAAAGACUGGAUCCACGCCAUCUACCACAACCUCUGCACCUUCGAGUACCUCAAAGGCACCACCUCAGAAGCCUCCUUCCACGAACCAGCAGGCACCAUCGCCCACCUCCAACAAGAGUGUGAGGAUUGACGAUAAUCCCCAAGUCGAGAAUAUUCCCUCAAGAGCUACUACGUCGUCAUCCGAGGCAGUGCCGGACAUCAAGGAAGUUUUGGCUGAUGUGGGGAAAAUGCUUAAGGCCAUGCAGGCUCCAACCACUUUUCGGAAGCUCAAUGCCAAGUCCAAGGUAGAGAACGAGCCGGAGAACGAGAACCCCCAGGUGAAGAGUGUGGCUACGGAUGAGGGUGGUGACAUCCGAGGAGCAUCUACCUCAAUAGCGAUCUGCGACUACGAGGACACCACGGAGGAGUUUGAUUACGAUGAAGAAGUUCCCGAUGACGAUCAAGGACCCAGAGGACUACUAGACAGCGGGGCGAGCCAUGCGCUCAAGGAGGCCACGGUCGAGGAGUAUAACCGUGGACUUCCAAUCAAGGUCACGUUGGCAGGCGAGGACACCAAGGAGCUUCGACAGAACGUUUGCGGGACCGUCCUUGUCACCCAGACUGGCGACCAGAAGGUGCAACCGAUCGUGCCAAUGGGAGCCUUAGUCGAAGACCUCGGAUGCAGUCUGCAAUGGGCCAAGGGUACACUGAAGUUGAGGCAUCCUACCAAGGGCUUCAUCAAGGUCUACUUGAACAACAACUGUCCGGAAAUCAACUUCCGAGAAGCGCACCGCCUUAUUAAGGAGCUGGAGAACAAGCACCUUGCCUUGUUGAAUGCUCAAGUCAGUUCUUUGACUGCGAGACUCGAGGUGCUGCGCAAAGAGGAAACGAGGAGCUGGAAUGAGUUGCUGAAAGAGUUCACUAAGACUGGAUCACAGUCAACUAUGUUGAGGGCUUUGAUGACGUGCCCGUUUACCAAGGAUCUGCCCAGCGAAGUGCAAGCAAUGGUCGCCGAAGGCUUUGAGUUGGACCAAGGGGAAACGUACCUCAAGAACCUCCCACUUACGAAGCGGAAAAGAAAGGCCCUCAUGAACUCCAACUCCUGGGUCAUUCAGCUUUUCCACGACGAUGAGGACAACUCCAAAGAGCCUUUCAAUGUGAUCAACCGUGGAGGAAAGAUGCUUCUACGGGUGGAUUCGAGACUGUCGAAGCAAUGGGACCUUCAUGCCAGAGGUAGAGUUUAUCGAAUGUUGUUAUGGGCCGCUGCCAAAGGGAAGAUAACGGAUGUCUUGGGUUCGCCGCCCCACUUUACAUGGCCUACCUCUAUGGCGCCAACACGUGGUCCAGGAUCAUAUCCGGUGAGAACUCCAACGUCACCUUACGGACAACAACCUCUACAACCCCUGCAACAACACCGGGUGGAUCAAGAGACGGCUUACAUCGUCAAACAAAUGAUGAUAUGGAUGAUCGCUACAAUCCGGGGACCGGGGGUGGUAGGUCUCUACAUGGACCUCCCACAAGAUCCAGAGCGACAUCGAAGAGAUGAUCCGGCACAGGCCUCCUACUGGUCUACAGAGCUGUGGAAAGGCUUCAAGUCGGUGAGUGGAAUGAAGCGAGUGGAUUUCUACAUGGGCGCAUAUGGGCACCGAGCCAAGAGACCUACUACGGCGGCAACAAAUUACCCAGAGAUUGCCCACAUCGACAAUAGCUACGACUUUGGAGACCAGUGUGUGCCUCCCUCUUUACUAAAAAGGGAAGAGCUGAACCGAUGGCCUCGCGAGUUCAAGUCCAUCCUUGCGGAAGCUGUGUUGAAUAUGCAUGGACAUCCGACCCAUUCGGAUCAAGAGGUGGAUGAGGCGAGCAUCAAGGUGAGCAAGCUCACAAAGGAACAGCGUAUGGAAUGGAAAGCCCAUCUGGAUCGUGAUCAUGAACCUUACAGAAGCGACUGCUCCAUCUGUAUAAACGCACAGGCGACUGGAUAUCAACACAGACGCAGGAGAUAUCCGGGAAUGUUCACCUUAGCGGUGGAUCUAGCUGGUCCGUUCCGCACAAAGGGCAAAGACCUAGACUUCGACGACUAUCGAUAUGUCAUGGUCGCAGCGUACAGAUGCCCCCGGAGUUAUGUUGGCGCUAUGGAGCCAGAUCCUGAGCUCUACGUCCCGGACACGGACAUGGAGCUCCCUGGAGAUGAGGAUCCCCUGGCUUUGGAUGAGGAGGAGAAGCUUCCCGGCAUUGAGGAGGAGCACACCGAGGACGAUGACGAGGAACAACCUCCAGAUGACCCCUCGAAAGUAGAUGAUGAAGUAGAGGAGCUCAGCAAGAAGAUGGAGCAUUCUACAAUUUACAUCACACGUUGUUUGAGGAGGAGAACGGGUCCUCAUGUACUCCAAGCCGCGAAAGAAGUACUUCUUCAACUACGACAAUCUGGUCUGUAUGUGUCGACUAUACAUACGGAUAGGGCUCGCGAGUUCAAGUCCCAGGCCUUCAAGAGUUGGGUUACCGACGAGAAACUACGUCAUAGCCGAACAGCUGGUGGGGAUCCCGCGGCAAACAGCACAGCGGAGCUCGGGGUGAAGUGGGCCAAAGCAAGAGUAAGAGCGUUGCUGAGGAGUCCAGGUGCCUCCCCGAACGAAUGGCCAAUGGCUAUGGAUCAUGCGUCAGCUAAAGUAUGGGCAGGAGCCUUCCCCCACAGCCCAUGGGCCAACUUUCCGCCCGUGGCCUUUGGAAGCGAGGUGUGGUACCGAGCAAAAACCUACAAGGGGAAGAAGGAGAAGAUCCAUGAUGCUGAUGGUUCAAGGUGGAAAAAGGGACUUUAUCGAGGACCCGCCCGUGACGUCAGCCGAGGUCAUCUGAUUCUAAGAGAAGACGGCGGUUUGACCAUUGCAAAAGGGAUUAAGUUCAAUGUGGUGGAGCCUGAGCGCGAUCUGAAGGACAUCCUCCCGCAAGCCUCUAUAGAUGGGGUCCCCAUUGAGGACUUGGACGAUUCCAGAAUGGCUACCAAGAAAGAGCUGCGAGAGGAGAUCGAGUUUAUGGCCAAAAAGGCAUUGUCAGAUGGACGCAUCACGGUUGAGGAGGUGCUCAAGAUCUAUGACAAGCUGGAAGAACUUGGAGACACGGAUUUCCGUACUACAAAGAAGUCCCCGAUGACCUCCUGGUACAGUGGUGCCUUUGUUCAUGGUGGAAAAGCGGGCCUACGAUCCAACGCCAAGGACUUUCCUAUGACGACGAAGCUCCUCACCACCUACGCCAAGAAGUUCACGAGUGGUCGAACAUUCAGUGCAAUUGGAAUCACCCGGAACACCACUCUGGGAAUCCAUCGGGAUUCACAUAACUCCCGUGGAACCAAGAAUAUGGUACUCCCUCUUACUGAGUUUCAAGGCGGUUCGUUGUGGAUCCAAGGCCAACAUGAUGAACAGAAGCCAACUAUGGAGAGAGAGCUUCCUAAUGGCUCGAAGAUAGCGGGGCAAGUGAUCGAGCUCAAGAAAGAGAAUAUGGUGGAGUUUGAACCCUCCCUUUGGCAUGAAGUCCAGCCCUGGGAAGGUGAUCGACUUGUGAUGUUGCUGUAUACCCCAAGGGCUACAAAGCUCCAGAACGAGCACUACGAGGACCUUCAGAAACUGGGCUUCGUCAUUGAAAAGAAGAAGGGCAACCAGGAUGACCUCGAUGAGGAGGAGGACAGUGCCGAGAUCAGGAGGCUAAAUCUACAGGAAGAGGAAUAUCCCAUCAACGCCUUUAUCGAGGUGGACGAUUCGAUCUUCGAAUGCACAUCCUCUAUAACACCCGCGCCUGUCUACCCGAAGGCAAUGGUCAAGAAGAGCGAAGUACAGUACACCCCGGACAUCGAGCGGGUUCUUCAUGAGUUGAAGGACAAGGGUGACGUGCUGGCGGUGACCCAUGCAGUAAGUCUUAGUGAUGUCAAGAAGAAUCUGGAGUUAUGGUAUGAUUCGGCGGCCAAGGAGUACAUGAACCUCAAGGACAAGAAGAAAGCGUUCAAGGUCACGAAGCGCUGGAACCUACCACAGGGCUGCCGCAUAGUACCAUGCAAAGGGGUCUUCACUAUCAAGCCGGAUAAAGCUCCCAACCUCUUUAAGAGGAAAACAAGAUUCGUUGCAUGUGGAAAUCACGUGCCCGAGGGGAGCAUGAUGCCGGAAGGCUUUGACUUGUUCGCUGCGGGUCUCGAUGCAGUGUCCCUCCGUACGAUGUUUGCUCACACCGCAGGCAAGGACUGGUGCACAGGAACCACAGACAUACGACAAGCGUUUGUCCUUGCGCCAUGGCUUGGCGCCCCAGUAGCGCUACAACCGCCUGCUAUAGCGUACGAGUUGGGACUCGCCGAACCGGGUGACAUGUGGGAAGUCCAGAUGUCCAUAUAUGGGAUGCGGGAGUCCCCCGCGCUAUGGUCUGGAUUUCGCGAUCAAGAACUCAGGGGUGCAUCCUGGGAGUGCGAAGUCGACGGCACCAUCAAAAGGUUGAAGUUGCAACAGUUGGUUUCCGAUGAUCAAGUAUGGAAAGUGGUUGAGGAAGAGAAACCCCAUGAAGCUUUGGGCUACAUCAUGGUUUACAUAGACGACCUCUUGAUCACUGGACCACCGAAUAUCCUCCACUCAUUCUUCGACUGGGUGUCGGCGCGAUGGGAAGUGGAUGACUUGGACAUCCUCGACUAUGACCACCCGAUAAGGUUCUUGGGUAUGGAGCUACAUCGAGUACCUGGAGGCAUAGAACUGGCUCAAGAAGGCUUCAUAAAAGAGCUACUACGAGCGUAUGGCCAUUCCGGUGCAAGAUCAUGGUCUCAAGGAUCGAGGGAGUCUCUGGUACUGUCGCCAGAAGAAGAGGAAGCCAUCAUCAAUGCCCAGCCUACAAACUUAGAGGGACGAGAGGCGGAAGUCAAGCAAGCGCAGCGUCGGGUCGGAGAAAUGUUGUGGUUGACGGGGCGAUCACGCCCUGAUAUUCAGUACAUCACAGCGUUAAUGGCAUCCCGAAUAACCCGGGCACCUGAGCUGGUGAACGAGAUCGGCGAGCGGCUCUUGACCUACUUGAACGAAACACAACACUAUCGCUUGAGUUUCGUCCAGAAUGACGACUUGGAAAGACGAUUGGAAGUCUUCACAGGGCUCUUGCAGGAGUUGACAGGACAGAUUCUCCCAAUCUAUCUCCGGGUCGAUAACCAGGUGUUUGUGCUACACGAACCGGGCGCUACGCAAAGGGCCGACAUAGGGACUAAGCCCCUGACAAAAGAGCGACUUAAGAUCUUGGUUCAACUCUGGGGAAUCAUCGACAGGCUCAUCAUGUUCUGUCAGAUUUGCGGUUCUACGGCAGCCACUCAGGGGACUAUCGAGACAGAAAUCCCGUGGGAUCUAUACUUGGUGGUUUUGGUUUUGGCCAUAGCAGUGAUUGGUCUCUGGGAAGGAUUCAAGUUCUGCCUGAGGAAGAAAGAAGCUCGACUACGUGCACUCAGGGUCAAGGCCAACAAAGCAACGCAGCCGCAGAAGCUCACUAAGGCUGAGCUCAAGGAGCUCCAGCGUUUGCUGGCUUUGGAUCCGGAGGAUCUGACAGCAGACCAGCGUGUUCGAAUGGUUGUCUUCAUGGGCCCCUGGUUCGAGGAUGUCGACUCGCCACUGCGUAGUGGGGCGUCCGGUGUCGAGGUCCUGCAGCUUCAAAAGGCGCUCACACGCCUUGGUUAUCUUGCCGAGGAUCCCAACUUUGCCUCUGGAGUCUUUGAUGAGACCACCGAAGAGGCCGUGAAGGAGUUCCAGCGAUUCAGCGGCCUCACCCAGGAUGGCAUCGUGGGUCCUGUGACCAAAGCUCAACUCACCGCGCAGCGUUUCGACAGGAUGCCAGACGUCAACUUAGGAGGUAGUCCCUUCAAGGACGGGAAGCUGACGUACGCGGUGGGCUUGCUGCCGGGCUACCUGGAGCGCUACCGGGCUGAUUGCCUCCGUGAGAUGCACGAGGCCCUGGCUCAGUGGUGCACUGCGCUCGGUAUGGAGCUGCAAAGGACAAGCCAUUUGCAAGCUCGCCUCCACAUCGUCUUCCAGCCCUUGGCAAUUGCCGGUGCUGAGCCGGAACCCGGCGGGGCACUCGCCGAGGCGACGGCGAAUCGCAUCGUGCUCGACUCCUCCGAGCGAUGGCUUCUCAAGGCCCAGACGAAGCCGGACCGCUUCCAGAAGGCCUUUUAUCUGUCUCCGGUCCUCCUGCACGAGGUGGGGCACAGCCUUGGUUUGAAGCAUAGCUCGGACCCGGCUGACGUGAUGUGGCCAUACUACAG
Molecule: messenger RNA, 8957 nt
Organism: Symbiodinium sp. CCMP2456
Lineage: Eukaryota; Dinophyceae; Suessiales; Symbiodiniaceae
Source: the annotation of a GenBank genome assembly